Molecule: messenger RNA, 3475 nt
Organism: Cheilinus undulatus (humphead wrasse)
Lineage: Eukaryota; Metazoa; Chordata; Actinopteri; Labriformes; Labridae
Gene: tax1bp1b
Product: Tax1 (human T-cell leukemia virus type I) binding protein 1b
Exons: 18
Coding region: 121-2643 (840 amino acids)
Source: RefSeq, a predicted model, not a curated record
UGUUAUUAUUCCAGGAAGAGGGCACGGGGAAAGCACUGAACUGCGUCAACAAUUGCUUUUAUGUUACUUUCGGAUUUCAGCUGUAAUUCAAUAUGGCAACAGGCCACUGCUGAGUGAUUUAUGGCACUGUUCCUGGACGGGACUUUAUUAAGUAACGAUAUGGACACAUCAAACUUUGCCCACGUCAUCUUUCAGAAUGUGGGAAAGAGUUACCUGCCUCACGCUGCACUGGAAUGUCACUACACACUGACACAGUUCAUCAAACCUCAUCCAAAGGACUGGGUCGGCAUAUUCAAGGUUGGUUGGAGCACAGCGAGGGACUAUUACACAUUCUUGUGGUCGCCGCUCCCUGAGAACUAUGUGGAGGGCACCGCAGUCAACAGAACAGUGGUCUUUCAGGGAUAUUAUGUGCCCAACGACGACGGUGAGUUCUACCAGUUCUGUUAUGUGACUCACAAAGGAGAGAUCAGGGGAGCCAGCACGCCGUUCCAGUUUCGUGCCAACAGCCCUUCAGAGGAUGAACUGCUUACUGUGGAGGAUGAAUGCAACUCUGACAUCCUGGUGGUCACCACCAAGGCUGGCUUCCUUGAGCAAAAGGUGGAAGAAGCCCAAAGAGAGAAAGACGAGCUGGUCAAGAACAUGGCCCUCCUACAGCAGGAGAAGGAGCAGCUGGAAGCAGAGAAGGAGCACCUGCAGAAGGACUACGAGCAGGAGAAAGAAGCCUGUGCCCAGCUGAGACGAGAGAACCAAGACGUGCAGAAUUCAUCCCAUGCCCUCCAAGAGGAGAAAGAGGAAGUGAAAAGAAGGCUGGACGAGGCUACAGCUAGAGUCAUACAACUGGAGGAGGAUUUGAUUGGAGUCACUCAGAAGGGCCUUCAGAAGGAGACUGAGCUGGACAGCCUUAAGGACAGAGUGAAGAAGCUUACAGCAGAGAAGGAUGCUCUUGAAUCACAUCUGAAAAAUGAAAAAGAUGAGAAAGAACUGUACAAGAUUCACCUGAAGAACCGAGAGCUUGAAAACACUAAGCUGAGUGCAGAGCUGCAGAUGCUGAAGUCUGUCGAUGUGAACAAGGAAAACACAAUUGCUCAGUUUAAAGAGGAGGUUGGACGUCUGCAGGCAUGCCUCAGUGACAAGGAGAAACAGUACAGAGAGAUCCUGGCCAAAGUCCCCCCCUUGGGUGAUAUGAAGGCCCUGCGGGAGCAGCUUCGGCAGAAGGAGGAGCAGCUCCAGGCCAGCCAGCAGCAGUCCUCCCUGUUAGCCGCUGAGCUGAGGGAUGCCUCCAGCACCCGGGAUCGUACCAUGUCUGAGCUCUACCACAUGAAGCUGGAGGCUGAUGCUCUCCGCCAGGCCAAAGCUGAAGCUCAUGCCCAGUGUGCCCGCCUUGAACGCCUGGUGGAGCAACUGAAGGCAGAGGCCAAGCAGGAAGCUGCCAAAACAGAAGAAGAAGCGGCUACAGACCCAGCCGUCGUAGCAGAGCUGCAGAGAGAAGUGGAGGACCUGAAGCUGCGGCUGCACAUGGCUGCAGAGCACUACAAGGAAAAAUACAAGGAAUGUCAGCGCCUGCAAAAGCAAGUGCUGAGACUCUCCGAACAGCAAGGGGACCUGAAGAGAUCCUCAGCACAAGAGGCCACAAUAAUCCCUGCAUCAGGGAGUCCAGACACAUCAGUGCCAGGGAGUCCAGGUUCAGCUGAUCCCAUGUUGGAAGCCAUAAUCCAGGAGAAGCUCAAAGGCAUCAGCAGAGAGGCAUCUGACAGGAAUGACAAGUACAGGAAAUGCAAGCAGAUGCUUAUGGAGGAGAAGGAGCGUAGCUGCAUGUUUGCUGAAGAGCUGGCAAAGAUGGAGGUGAAAUUUAAGGAGCAACUGAAGACCAAUGAGAACCUGAAACUGCAGUUGGCAGCUGAGGAGGAUCGCUACAAGAGCCAGGUAGCUGAGAAGGGCCGGGAGCUGAAGGAACUGAAGGACACACUAUCACUUGUUGUUAAGGAGAAGGAAAAACUGGAGGGGGAUCUCCAGAAAAGCAGCAGGAAGGGUGAUCAGGUGACUGGUGAGAAAAGCAGUCCAGAUAUCACACAGUCCAGUGUGCCUUUAUUCCUGCAGUACCCUGUCCCUUACACCCAGGACGCCCCCACACCUCUUCUGGUCUCUCAAAGUCCCAGCAAGCUGCAUUUUGGAAAUCCUUACUCCAUCUCAGACUCUAAAGAUGAGGAAGAUGAGGAUUUCUCAGAUGACCAGCUCCUGAGGCUUCCCCCUGUGGGCCCACCCUCCUGGGACAGUAAUGUGGUGUGUAUCCAACCCACCCGCAACCCCAGCCGGCCAGAGGGACAUGAGGAGUCAGAGGAGAAGCAAAACAACAACAAUGGUAAUACCAAUGAACAGCCCACAGCAACAGAAACACACAGCCCAUUUGUGAACGAUGGACAAACUGCCUUCUGCUUUGAUCCCAGCAUGGACAUGAAGCGCUGUCCAUUGUGCGAGGUCAUCUUCCCGCCCAACUACGACCAGAGCAAGUUUGAGGAGCACGUGGAGAGCCACUGGAAAAUCUGCCCUAUGUGCAGUGAGCAGUUUCCGCUCGACUGCGACCAGAAGGUGUUUGAGAACCACGUGCUCACUCACUUUGACGGCCACCCGCUCAACUUUGACUAGAGAAACAAAACAAAAAAAAAAAUCAGCACAUCCGGUCCGCCUACUUCCUGUCACCACAGAAAUCAAUCACUCUGCACUCUUUUCUGCAUGUAAUGGUGUGAACAUUCAGUCUUUAGGACUAUACUGACUUUCGCUUUAUUACUUAAACUUAGAGAAACACUUUGAAGUGAUGUGACAUUUUAAAAUGAUGUUCUAAUUCGAUAUAUGAGGCAGGGCUUCUGAUUCUGCAGAUCAGGAUGUUUUUUAUUAUUGGUUGAAGGUUUACCGGCAAUUUGAAGACUAAUUUAGUUGGAUAUGACUGUUUUAAGAAUACAUACUGACUUUAAAUUGAAUCAGUUGUUACACACCAGGAUGUAACGAAUCAGGGAAAGAGAUAAGUGUUUACCAAACUUACAUUCAAAACAUGAAACCAAAUGGUUCCCCCCGCUAACAUCAUUGUACAUGUCAGUCACUCAUUCUUUAUAAAAAGCAGCCUUGGUGCACUGUAUGCAGUCAGGGAGAAACCUUCAGUGAUUAUACAGUAUAUCAUCAGAUCAUCUAUUUUAGAAUAAUUAAAGCCAAUGAUAUUGUGAAAGCCUUUGAUUCUUUGUGUAUGUUAUUAUAGGUUUGUGUUCUGUUAGGUUUCCUUUGUUUGGAUUAUUUAAUUGGGUUUUUGUGUCUUUGAAAGCAUCCAUAUCAUCAGCUAAUCAGUGCAUGCUGAGCUUUCUGUUAAAUUCCCUUCUUUUUGUUCCUCUCUUUUACAGCAUUAAAUUAAUUUACUCAUAGAAAUGUCUCAUUUGUUAAGUGAGUUUCAUGUAUCUAAUAUGAACCAAUAAAGUCUGUUUGAAACUGA